Molecule: messenger RNA, 1946 nt
Organism: Ectocarpus sp. CCAP 1310/34
Lineage: Eukaryota; Phaeophyceae; Ectocarpales; Ectocarpaceae
Source: the annotation of a GenBank genome assembly
CAGCUUCCACAAGCUUGUCGAGCUACUCCGCCCUUCGCUGGCAGUCAACGGCUUCUUCGGCGCACUGCGAUCGCCAAUCAACGGCGCCAUAGCUGUAGAAGUCCGCGUUGCCGUGGCGUUGAGGAUCCUGGCUGGCGCUAGUUACUGGGAUGUUGCCCUCAUGUUUGGCUUGUCGGUGCCGACCACGUACCAGAUCUUGUGGUCGGUGAUCGACGCCAUCAACAAGUUGCCUGCGGUUGGGGCAUUCGACUUCCCCCUGACCGAGGAAGGCUGCAUGCGAAAUGCCAACAGAUUCAAGGAGAAGAGCACCGAUGGAAUUUUCUCCUGGGUCGUCGCCGCCGUGGAUGGUCUGUUCAUCAAGGCCAAGGCUCCGUGUGCGAAGGACACCGCCAACGUCAUCGCGUACUACUCCGGCAGCAAGUCCGCGUACGGCAUCAACGUACAAGCGAUGUGCACCGCCGACUACCGGUUCUGCGCAAUGUCGGCGAUCUCUCCAGGCUCCACGAACGACUGGGUGGCAUGGAAUCGAUCUUCCCUCGCCAAGGCCGUCGCCCGCUUGCCCGCCGGAUUUCACAUCAUUGGUGACGCCGCCUACCCCAUCGGAGAAAAGCUUCUGACGCCAUACCCUGGGAGGCUCCUGCCGCCGGGUGAGGACUCGUUCAACUUCCACCUGAGCCAGCUUCGUGUCAAGAUCGAGCAGAGCUUCGGCAUCCUGGUUUCGACUUGGGGCAUUCUGUGGCGACCUCUCCGUGUGCAGUUCGGAGGACGCGCGGAUCUCAUCACGGCUCUUUUUCAUCUGCACAACUUCCUGCAAGACGAGAAGGUAGCGCCGAUCCAGCUUGCAGAGGAGGACUCCCGCAGCGGGCGCAACCGGCUGGCCCUCUGUGCUACGCAGCGCACCUUGCCGGCUGGCUGGCAAACGGAGCAACCGGCUCCUUCGAGGAGCGGUGAGACCCCGGCCCGAGCGGCUAUCCGCACGGCCCUGGAGUUGAAGAAGCAGUGGAGGCCGGACUACAACCGCCGGAGGAAUUCGUAAGCACGUAUCCAGCUCGCAUCGCGUCGCGUGCGCACAAGCGGGAAGUGGGGACGGGUCUACAUAGGGGCGGAUGGAGGCGGAUGGGGGGGAAGGUCGCUACUACAAGCGGGCGAGAGGCGCGGCGGGGGGGAAGGGGGGGGGGGGGGGGCGCACAGGGAUGCGAUUCUGGCCGUGGUGGGUACACUAAAAGGGCGGGUGGGGGUUAGGGGCUACAUGAGCGGAUGGCGGCAGAAGUAGGCUAGUUUCCACGGGAUGACGAGACGCGUGAAAGGGAGGAUAGCGGCGCGGGAGGGAGGGGCGCGAGAGGGAGGUACCUCAAUGUAGAGGGCGGAGGGCGCUGGAACAACGUGAUUUGGGUGUUAGCGCUAGGGUGUCGGCGCAUCCCGGGGAGAGGUGGGGGGUGUGAUGUGUGACAUGUUGAUUCUCGCUGACAUGUUUUGUGGGUGUCGGCGUGGAGCGCUCUCACCAGAUGUGUCCUGGUACACUUUGUUCGUAAUGUGUUUGUUCAUGCCGGCAACACUUCAUGGUUAACAUGCAUCGUGUGCGGAUGAAAGCGGGGUCCGGUAGGUCUCGGCGGGUGCUUGUUUUACCUAGGGCAUUAAAAGUGUGGGCAUGUUCGACUUUUUUUUUUCCUAAUUAGGAGCGUGUGAAUCGAAAACGUUGUUGUCGUUGAUACAACUUUUAAUGAUGUCUCUGCAUCCCUGCAUUAAAUAUUCGUCGCGUGGGUGAAACAUUGCUCCAGGUUGCAGACCUGAAGGAGACCCACACACACGCUAAAAAUUGGGGGUCUUGUCGAAUCCCAUCGCGAACACAUUCCUGCGCUUCAAGUGAGCAUGCGCGGAGACGGGAAGGAUUGCAAGGCUCCGAAUUUGCGGAACCCAAGCGUGCCUCAGAGUUCCCGUCAACACCC